AGGCAUGGGCUGGGAGUCCGGCGGUGCCACCCGCGGGUGGGCGCCCACGAUGAAUGCCAGGAUAUUCAUGUGGAAAAUGAGACACCUUCGGCAAACCAGCCGUUCGCUUUCAAUUGCACAUACCCUUGGCUAACACCUGGAAAAGCCCGUGUGACUUGGUAUAAAUAUCCCAGCAAAAUUCCUGUAUCCAAGAACAUACAGUCUAGAAUUUACCAAGAUCAAAACUGGAUUUUGUUUCUCCCCCUGACACAGGGGGACUCUGGGAUCUACCAGUGUGUUAUAAAUAGUACAAAUACAUGUCACCAAACACAUGUAAACAUAACCGUGUUGGAAACACGUUGGUGUGGCACUCCUGGGAACAGUCCAAUGAACGUAUCAGGUGAUAACCAACAAAUAUUACAUGACGGAGUGGAUAACAGUCUGGUGUGUUAUCUGACCUUCCCGAAGAGUUUUCAUUUGGACUCAUUCAAGUGGUAUAAGAACUGUCAAGAGAUUAAAGGAGAGCGGUUUAUUCCUUGGAGAAAUCACCUUUCAGUGAACAACGUCUCGGCAGAAGACAGGGGGCACUACAUAUGUGAAGCCAGGCUGACACGCACAGGGAGACAGUACCGGGUGUCACACGGCAUCACUGCGCACGUCACUGAAAAUGUUGGAUGUGGAACAAGAAUCCCUAAAAUAACUUAUCCAAUAAACAAUACAAUUGAAGUACAACUUGGCUCCACCCUUAUCGUAAACUGCAACAUAACAGACUCGAGGGAUAAUACAAACCUACGAGGCUGGACAGUCCGUGGCACUUGGGUGAACUUUGACUACAACGAGUCCCAGCGAAUCCAAGAAGGAAACGAAAUCUAUGUUUCUUCUCAGGAACAUAUGUUUUACACAGUGAACGUAACCAUCCUGGAAGUGAAAAGGGAAGAUUACGGCCAUCCUUUCACGUGUCGUGCUGGUGUGUCUGCAGCCUACUUCAUCCUGAGGCCUCCAGUGGCAGAUUUUCAAGCUCACUUGAUUGGAGGGCUUCUGGCCUUCGUGGGUGUGGCUGUGUUUGUCCUGUGCAUCUACAACACGUUCAGGAUCGACAUUGUGCUUUGCUAUCGAAGUGCCUUCCAUUCCACAGGGACCACAGAAGACGGGAAGCUGUACGACGCGUACGUCCUGUGCCCCCAGCCUCCACGGGGGCGCAGGAGCCCCGAUGUGGACGCGCUGGUCCUGAAGGCCCUGCCCGAGGUGCUGGAGAGCCAGUGCGGAUACAAGUUGUUCAUACUGGGCAGGGAUGAAUUUCCUGGUCAAGCUGUGGCCAAUGUCAUCGAUGAAAACAUUAGGCUGUGCAGGAGACUGAUCAUCAUCUUAGUUCCUGAAUCGCUGGACUUUGACCUAUUGAAGAAUAUGUCAGAAGAACAAAUUGCUGUCUACAAUGCUCUCAUCCAGGAUGGGAUGAAGAUCAUUCUGAUUGAGGUGGAGAAGGUCAAGAACUAUGCAUCCAUGCCAGAAUCAAUCCAGUAUAUCAAACAGAAACAUGGGUCUGUCCAGUGGAGCAAGGACUUCACAGAGGAGUUACCAUGUGCAAAGACCAAGUUUUGGAAGAAAGUGAGAUAUCGCAUGCCACCCAAAAGGUUUCCACCUCCUCCAGCCAGCUGCUGAAGCUCAUGCUCUGUGACCUCGCAGCUGGCAAGUGGGAGGCCAAGGCGGAGUUCUUUACCCAAUGAUGGAGCAUUUGUCCUCAUGAAGUGGCUCACAGUUGGACAAAAUGCACUAUAUUCAGGCUAUUUGCUCGAAGCUUGUCGUUGUGUGCUUGUGAGAGGGACUGUGUUUAUUUGCUUGCUUUCAUUAGAGAUAUUUCUUUAGGGAAAGAUAUCAUCUCUCCAGAAGGCCCUCAUUAACUUCUUAGCUCUGAACUCUUAUGAAUGUUUGCUGAACAUGGAGUAGG
Molossus molossus (Pallas's mastiff bat) is the source of this 1924-nucleotide messenger RNA. RefSeq names its product interleukin 1 receptor like 2 (gene IL36R). Gene Ontology annotation, biological process: signal transduction; regulation of inflammatory response. The record is from RefSeq and is a predicted model, not a curated record. Gene Ontology annotation, molecular function: interleukin-1 receptor activity. Lineage: Eukaryota; Metazoa; Chordata; Mammalia; Chiroptera; Molossidae. The transcript is spliced from 11 exons. The annotation marks the transcript as partial.